This is a messenger RNA of Lotus japonicus, 2262 nucleotides long. Its product is annotated as transcription repressor KAN1-like. Gene Ontology annotation, cellular component: nucleus. Gene Ontology annotation, molecular function: transcription cis-regulatory region binding. The record is from RefSeq and is a predicted model, not a curated record. Bases 556 to 1818 code for a protein of 420 amino acids. NCBI's taxonomy places the organism in Eukaryota, Viridiplantae, Streptophyta, Magnoliopsida, Fabales, Fabaceae. Gene Ontology annotation, biological process: abaxial cell fate specification; regulation of DNA-templated transcription. The transcript is spliced from 6 exons.
GUCACUUUCCUAUAUAUACUCUCAACUCAAGUUAGCCAGAAAUCUCAUCUCUCUCUCUCCCUCUCCCUCUCUCUCUCUCUUCCAUUCCAAUAUUCCUUUAUAUAUUUUUUUGUUUAUAUUACUAUUAUGCACAACCACACAUCUCUCUCUCUCUCUAUACAUAGUCCUUGAAGGAUGUCUGUUCUUGUGAAGCUAUCUGAGUAAAGGUCUAAUUGUUAUUCAAUCUAGCCAUCUUUCAAAGAAGACAUAUAUUCAUGCCCAUUUUUGCACCCCAACAAUUAAAUUAAAUCACCCUUAAUUAAUAUUCUAGCUAUCUUGUUCUUGUUUGUUUAUUAUUGCUUGAGGGGUUCUUUUCUUUCCCUUACCAUACAUCAAUCUAGAGUACUAUAGAGGGAAUAAACAAACACCUUCCCCCACUUUAGUCCUUUCUCUGAAUUCUCUUCUUGCUGGUUUCAGUGUUUGAUGAGUUGAGUGGGUAUUUCUUUUUCCUUUCCUUUCACUACUAGUGUACUAGCUACCACUGCUAGAAAUCAUUUGUGGGAAUAUAAGCUGAAAAUGCCUCAGAAUCUAAUUCCUGAUCUUUCACUGCACAUUAGCCUCCCAAACAGUGCUCCAUCUUCAAUUUGCACAAAUGAAAGGGAUGAUGAUUCAGCCUUUGAUAUAUGGAGAUCUUCAGCUGAAGAAGAAGGUGAAUAUGGCUUCAAAUCUCACAGUGAUGGUUCAAUCAAAGGUAGCAGUAACAUAGAGCUGAGUCUAGGGAACCCCACAAGUACUACUCCCUCUGAAGCUGAGAGCCCCUGGAGGAGAAGUAGAAACUUUGUUAGAGCAACACAAGAGAGGCAAACAACAACAAAUCAUGGUGAGGUUUCAGAGGGUGUAAGAAGAGUUAUAACAACACCCUUCAAUGGAAUCCCUUUUUAUAAUAGUAACAAUUCCUCAACAGAGAGGGUUUCUUCUCUCUAUGCACCACUUCCAUUACCAUACCCUUCUUGUUCCCCCAAUAAUGAUGCUACUGUUGGGGGUGUAAGUGUAACUCCAAUCUCAAGGUUUAAUGGGAUAACCAUGGAGAAUCUAAGACCUAAUCAGCAAUUUCAGUACUUGAACCAUCAUCAUCAUCAUCAACAACAACUUCUUCAUAAUCAUCAUCAGAAUCAGCAGCAGUUUGGGACUAAUGGAGUGUCUGAUUUUGCAAAUGGAUUUAUGAGGUCAAGAAUGUUCAAUACUCCAAAGCUGCAAAGUAAGAGGAACAUGAGGGCUCCAAGAAUGCGUUGGACUAGCUCUCUUCACAAUCGCUUUGUUCAUGCUGUUGAGCUUCUUGGGGGCCAUGAAAGGGCUACUCCAAAGUCAGUUCUGGAGUUGAUGGAUGUUAAAGAUCUAACACUUGCUCAUGUCAAGAGCCACUUGCAGAUGUAUAGGACUGUUAAAAACACUGACAAGCCAGCAGCUUCCUCAGAUGGAGAUGAGGAUUUCAUAUCCCUAACACCACCACCCAUUAAUCAAAGCAAGAACAAUUAUUUACCAAAUCAAAGGGGUCCUCUAAAUGCACCUCAAAGUCAUGAUGAUAUGGCCCACACUUCAAGUAAUCUAUGGGCUAAUUCUUCUUCUUCCAGUAUAGGAGAACGAAUACAAGCGAUUUCCCGGGAUCUGGAUGAGCUUAGUCGAGAAGAAAGCCUGUCAUCUCAGCAUAUUGGAAAGCUUACCGAGGAAAGAAACUACAUACAAUCAAGAAGCUUCAAGGAUCAAAGUUUAGCCUGUCAGAACCCAAGCUUGGAGUUCACCUUAGGAAGACCAAAUUGGCACAUCAAUGAACAUGCUUGAUUUUAGUUAGUUUACAUAACCCAAGUAUGGCUUUACUAGCCAAAUAAGAAGGAAAAAGAGGAAAGACUAAUGCACUGAUAUAUAUAAAUAGGUAGUGCUUUUGUCAAGACGAAGAUGUCACUUUCCACAAAUCUAAAGCAACUCUUGUAUAUUCUUUUUGAGGCCAAAGCUUGCUAGCCAUUAUAUAAAUGUUAUAGUUAAAAGUAAAAGUUGAAAGAAAAGAAGGAAGCAGGUGUAUUAUAAGGCUUUUGUUCCGUCUUUUAUUUUCUUUCCUUUACCCUAGGUUCCUACUGAUUUGUCCAUAUAUAUCUUUCUCUUCCUAAUUCUUGAACCUUGAAUUGGGUGACCAUGACUGCGCUUGUAAGAGUUUAUUUGAGUCUAUCUUAUAGUAUAUGUGUUUAUAUAAAUGUUUGAAUUAUUAAUUUAUGUAAAUAAUUUAUGACA